AAACCGAUGAUAAGGGCUGUGCAAGCGUCUAAUUUGGGUAAGACAUUAUCUAAAUUCUUAGAGUGGUAUCUGACAAGUGGGGAAGAUGAGUGCGACUUCUGGACUGAUCAUUAGAUUUUACAAGUACACUGAGCUCUGAGAAAGAGAGUGAGGGAAUGAGAGAGACAGAGAGAGAGAGAGAGAGAGAGAGAGAGAUUAUAUUGCCACUUUUACUUUACAAGAUAAUAAAUGCGAGAUGGAAAAAGCCAAGAAAUGACUAUAGACUGAAUUCAAAAGACACUUGGGAAAAGCAAAGUGCCAUACUGAGUAGGAAAGGACUGAGAUUCAUUUUAUUGUUGAGGGGAAAACAGAAUGAUAUAUAAGGUUAAGAAGAGGGACACAACCAAAAAGUAAUCAAUAGUGAAAGAAACAAAACAAUUCUGCUGGCAGAGUUAAAGGGAAGAUUUCAGUUAGGAAGGGAUUCAAGAAGAAAUGAAAUGAGAGGAAAAACAAAGUAAACUUAGAAAGUUUUGUGCAAAGGAAAUUAUAGCACUGAUUAAUGAGAUGAGAAAAUACUGUUCAGGAGGUCUUGGCAAAUGAGACACCUUCUAAGUACAUUAACAAGGAAUGUAUUUCAGAACCCAGAACCCAGAACCCAAAAAUGUAAUGAUUUUCUCAUGCAAGAGUAAAAUUUGUUCACAGGAUCUGUGGUAAUACAAGACAUUCAUGCAUGGAUUAGACUGAGAUAUGAAACCACUGGUUUUAGGAGCUGUACUUGGCACAGUCAGAAGUGUUUCUUAUACUGCAAAGAUGUCUUGGGAUCAUCUUCAGAACUGAAAUAUAAAUCCAUUCACACGAGCAGUACAAAGUUUGCACAUCUAAUCAGCAAAGUGAGGGUAUUCUGUAAGUACCUGAAACAAGCAAUGUGAUGCCAGACUGAAGAAAAGACUGCUUGACCCAGCAUAUAAAGCAUAAAACUGAUCCUCAUUUCUUGAUACCUGCGUUGCUUUCUCUUGGACUCUAGGUAUGCUAAUUAACAAUUUGUGUUAUCAAGCCUAGUUAACAUAGACAUAUUGGUAGAAAAAAGCCUGCCCCUACUCACUACCCAUAUAAAAAGAAAACUGACACAUCUCUAACUGCACUGCUGACAGAAACAAAUGAUUUAAAAAGAACUAGCAUCCGGAAGACAUAAUUUACAAGUAAAGACAGCAGCAGAGAAAACAGUCUUUUUAUUAAGAAGAUGCUUGCAGUAAUAUUUGAAAUGAUAUUUGUCAUCGGGGUAAUGACCUUUGUAACUUUCCUUGCUUACACUAUGGUGCUCAUCUUGAAGACCUUUUAUGUGUCAAGACAUCCCAUCAAUGUCUUGUACAAGACACUUAAGCAGGUUCUAUUCUCCAACAAGCAGCCAGAACAGACAAACUACUUUCCUGACUUGAAUGGUUUAGACAAGGAGCUAUACAGAAGGCUGAAGGAAUAUUGCAAGCAUUAUUCCUGGUCUGGAAUGGGUCGUAUUGUAAAGGCAAUCUACUCUCCAGAUUGUCACAGAUGUGGGAACACAGCAAAUACACAAAGUCCUAAUGUCUUACAUCUCCCAGGUGUAGAGACACAGUUGUAUUUCCCUCUUGAUAUCCUAAGCUAUGAUAUUGGAAUUUUGGAGAAGAACUAUUUGGUAAUAUACAGGGAGUUUUGGAAAGCCUACCAGAGUCCUGCAGGUACUGUAUGGCAGACCCAUGAUGUAAGUAAAGGCAAAUGUUUUGCUUUUUGUUUAUUCUUUAGAGGGAACUGGGUGAAAGAAAAUUGUCAGCACUGCCCACAAACACACAAGGUGGUCCGCAGUCUGCGUACACAUGUGCAGGGAAAUGUCUUUGGUAAUGCUAGAUUUUUGGUGCUGUUGCCUGGAACUUUCACUUCGGACAGACAUGGGGAUUCCAACACUCGCCUUCGAUGUCACUUAGGUUUGCAGGUCCCAAGUGAUUGUGAACUGGUGGUGGCCGGAAUUCCACAGUGCUGGACUCCUGGACGUUGCUUACUUUUUGAUGAUUCAUUCAUUCGUUCACUGCAGAUUGAAGGAGAUGAAUCAGAAGCUCCAUUAGUACUUUUUGAAGUUGAUCUCUGGCACCCAGACAUCACAGCAAUGGAACGCCAAGCAAUAGAUUACUUAUUUGCACCCAGAUAAGAGAAAUUUCCUGAACUGUGGCUCUGCUCAGAUGCACAAAACAAUUCAGUCACCAAAACAUUGGUCUGCUGUACAUUAUGGGUUAUAACAUUAGAUAUUAAGCCUCAGUUAUACCUGUGCAGAUGUGAAUUUGAGGAAGCAUUCCAACAGCUCUGCUCAGAUGCACAAAACAAUUCAGUCACCAAAACAUUGGUCUGCUGUACAUUAUGGGUUAUAACAUUAGAUAUUAAGCCUCAGUUAUACCUGUGCAGAUGUGAAUUUGAGGAAGCAUUCCAACAGUAGUUUAAAAAGGACAAUAAAGAUUGUAUAUAUUUAACAUUGUAAAAGUUUGUCAAAGUUAUGCUGCAGCUUUAUGUACUAUCAAAAUUAUUUUAGAACUCUAAGAUAUUGCCCCACCCAUGAAUGUGGUCUGAACUGACAUUGUGCUGGUAAUAAUGUUUCUUACUGUUAGCUCUUUAUAAUAAAUAUUUCUUGACAUUUAACAAAAUCUUAAGGAGUGUUUAGGAUAUUGGGUGUGUUAUACUUCUCUGAAUAAUAAUAAUAAUAAUAAUAAUGAUAUAACAAAUGUAUCUGAAAAAGGUUGCAGGCUCUAAAGAAAAAAAAAACAAUACUUAAAUGUUUCAGUUCCUGCUUUCACUUGGCAGUACUCUGUGAGCCACCUUUUACUUGUAGAGCAGAUAAGAUAAUAAGGAAAGAGAAAGUUCUUUAUUCACUCUUUGAACCUGACUUUGUCCUUAACUAUGUAUCAUUAGAUGCCAUUUCAAGCCAAGUGGUUUUAUUAUACUCAAUAUUUUGGAACACACUCACUCACAUGUAGGGCAAAAAUGGUAGUCACUUGUGCUCCAUUAACUUGUACUGUCUGGUUUCCCAAUGCACCUUCGUAAAAUAUAUGUUCAGUUUCUUAUUUUUCUAGUUUUGACAUGAUGUCUCAGUUUUAAGAAAAUACAACCUGCUAAACUGAUUUAUUAGCUGUGGCAGUGGGCCUAUGGAGUCUGCAUUAUGCUAUUUGUAAUUCUUUUGCUGAACUGUAAGUGGUGAGGAGUUUGUGAUUUACCAUUUUAUGUUGUUUUCACACUGGUGUAAAUCAGUGAUUCUGAUAAAGUGAUUAAGAAAACAGAUGAAAUAAAAAAGUUAUACAAUUUUUACUAACA
Protopterus annectens (West African lungfish) is the source of this 3306-nucleotide messenger RNA. Its product is annotated as aspartate beta-hydroxylase domain-containing protein 2-like. The transcript has 3 exons. NCBI's taxonomy places the organism in Eukaryota, Metazoa, Chordata, Ceratodontiformes, Protopteridae. The coding region runs from base 1220 to 2155 and encodes 311 amino acids. The record is from RefSeq and is a predicted model, not a curated record.